Molecule: messenger RNA, 2546 nt
Organism: Rubroshorea leprosula
Lineage: Eukaryota; Viridiplantae; Streptophyta; Magnoliopsida; Malvales; Dipterocarpaceae
Source: the annotation of a GenBank genome assembly
AGCUUAUCCACCUCAAGAACUUUGUCUCUCUUCAAUUCAAGAACCAAAUUUCCCAAAACCUAAUUUUCCCGCCAAACAAGAAUCUUAAAAGCUAACAGAUGCUCUGUUUCUCUUUGAUUCGCUACCCACCUCCUUUACCAAAGCAAUUCAACCAUCAUACUCUACUCUCCAUACCCACCAAAACCCAUUUCCCAUCCCUCAAUUUCUCUCAAAACCCACUCCCUCUCCGCUUUCUCACCCACAAUUUUUCUGGGUACCCGGCAAAAUUCGAGCUUUCCUCUUCUUGCUUGAGUUCAUCGCUGCCUUCUGGGUCGGUAGAGGAUGAGUUCGAUGUGGAGUUGGGGCGUCUUCUGGUGCUGUUGCCGAAGGAGAUGCAGAGGAGGGUCAGUGAGCAUCCGGAGCUCCGGGACUUGAUUGAGGUGGUUAUGGAUUUGGGGAGAAAACCCUUGGCUAGAUUUCCAUCUGGGGACUUUAUUUUGUCGGAUUCACCAAUCACGGUUCAGGACCUUGACCAUGCUACUUCUCAGGUUGGUGACUUUGCCAUUGAUAAUAGAGCAGGCAUUAGUAGAACAUUGCACCGCAUUAGUGCAAUCAGGAAUCGAAGAGGCAAAAUAAUUGGCUUGACUUGUCGUGUUGGUCGAGCAAUAUCUGGAAGCGCCGAUUUGUUGAGAGAUUUGGUUCAAAAUGGGGCUUCUUUGCUGCUUAUUGGUCCUCCAGGUGUUGGAAAAACUACAAUUAUCAGAGAUAUAGCUAGGAUGCUUGCAAAUGAUUACAAGAAACGUGUGAUGAUUGUUGAUACCUCCAAUGAGAUAGGUGGUGAUGGUGAUAUACCUCAUGCUGGGAUAGGUAAUGCUCGGCGAAUGCAAGUCCCUGAUUCUGAUAGGCAACAUAAGGUGUUGAUAGAAGCAGUUGAAAAUCAUAUGCCACAGGUGAUUGUGAUUGAUGAAAUUGGCACAAAACUUGAGGCGAUGGCUGCAAGCACAAUUGCACAACGCGGAAUCCAACUAGUUGCCACUGCACAUGGAGUAACAAUAGAGAAUUUGAUUGUGAACCCUUCCUUAGAGAUGCUUGUUGGAGGCAUACAGAGUGUGACUCUAGGAGAUGAAGAAGCAAAUCGCCGGGGUGUUCAGAAGACAGUGCUAGAGAGGAAAGGACCUUCAACAUUUAACUGCGGGGUAGAGAUUAUCUCAAAAACUGAGUUGCGGGUUCAUCGUAGUCUUGAAGCAACAGUUGAUGCUGUUCUUGCAGGUCGUUCUCCAAAUGUUGAAAUUCGAAAGAUAAACUCUGAUGGGCUGGAAGAGACCAUAUCAGCGGAAACUUCUAUUGAUAUCAACUCUGAGAAAAGGGAUGAAUUAGUUUCUGGAGUUGUUAUAGAGGUGAGCAGUGAAAGAACUGGCCUUAGCAAGUUCUCUCCCGAGUUUCAGAGCAUUGGUGAAAAUUCAUCGGAAGGCAGUGUUCCGCUCCAUUUGUUUGUUUAUGGGGUCCCUGAAGCAACCGUGGUACAAGGAAUUAAAAAGUUGGAGAUGGAUGCUGCAGUUCAAUUAACUGAUAAUAUCAGCGAGGCAGAUGCAUUGUUUGCUUUGCAAUCCAAGCUGAAGAAGAAUCCCGAGAUUCAAGCUGCAGCUAAGUCUCAAAACAUACCAAUUUAUGUGACAAAGACAAGCUCAUUGAUGCAGAUAUCAAAAGUCUUAAGGUCAAUAAUAAAUGACCAAGAAGAUGUGAAGGACUUUGGAUCAGAAGAUAAUAUAAAAAUGUCUGAGAAGGUCGAUGCCCUUGAGGAGGCAAGAGUAGCCAUCGAGCAGGUAGUAAUCCCAAAAGGGGAAGCUGUGGAGUUACUGCCAAGGCCAUCCCACAUCAUCUCACUUCAAAUGGAUCUUGUAAAGAGAUACCAAUUACAGUCAGAGAGAAUUGGCAAAGGGUCGGAUGGACAUCUACGCAUUGUCCCAUUUCAUACUACAAUGGAGGAAGACAACACCAGUGAGAAUGUUGAUGACGAUAGUGAUGUUGAUGAUUUUGACUACCAUGGCACAAAUGGCUCAACAUACAGUGUGGACAGGUUACCCUUGCUACCUGAUUAGUUAUUACCUAGUUAUACAUAGACGGUAGAUCAUUGCUACAAAAACCAUAGUGUUCUUGUUGGAUUUUUAGUAUCAGAGGUUCAGAAAUGUAUCAGACAAAUUUUUUCUGCAAAUAUUUCUUUAACUUCUUUAAGACUUACAUUCACGUAAUUUAUUUCAAUCUGGCUAACAAAUUAUUAUUUUCCAAGGAAAUGAUAACCAACGAUUCUAUACAUUGAAGAAGCUUGAUAUGCAUUGAUCAUUGAGUAAGAAAUUUACUGCGGUUGUUUCUAGACGAGGCCAACUUUUACGCGGCGGUGCUGGUGGAGUUGAAAUCUGAGGACCCCCCCUGGUGCAAGGUGGUGGAUAUGGAGGCUUUGACAUAGCAUCACCUUCCUAUCAUGCAAAACAAAAAAGACAACUUUUUAGAAGACUAUCCAUCCUUAAUAGACUUUGUUCCUCUUGGUACAAUGAAUGUGCAAUUUACUU